AGUAUUGAUAAUCGUGCGCCUUGUUUAUGUCUAAUCGUAACAAUCUUUCUGAAUAAUGCGCAUAAAAUAAAAUAUAUGUUCAAUCUACUUUGUUAUUCUAUUUUUAUAGAUCUUUAAAAAAAUGUGGAUACUAAGUGAAUGGCUCUCUCAUCUCGAAUUGGACAAAUACUAUGACAUAUUUGUUCAGAACGAUAUAACAGAAGUAAAGAUUUGUCGUCAGUUGGACGAUAAUUUCUUAAUUGCUAUGGGAGUUCAGAAUGAGAAAGAUAGGAAGCUAAUAUUACAAAAUUUACCUAUCUACGAAGAACUGGUUGAUGAACAAAUGUACGUAGUGCCACCUCCUCCUUCAUCUGAAAGUGAAGAAGAGAAUAUUUAUGUCAAUUCGAAUAAUACUUCUAAAGACGAUUUUAAAUCCUUUAAAGGAAGUAUUAAAAAGCGUCCAAUACCUACUCCUAGAAGAUCAAAGAGCAAGACAAGUACGCCUAAUACGCCUACAAAUUUUAAUAAGCCAAAUUUUGAGGCUGCUAUGAAUUCUGACACUGAAAAUCCUGAAGCACUGUAUUCAUCCCCCGGCUUACCACCUCCUCGACAAAACAAUUGUAUCUUUCUUCAAUCUGGUGAUAUAUAUACAACUUAUAUUCUUGAUAAGAGUACAAAUAGUAAUAAUGACAGUAAUCUAUCUCUUGUCGUUAAUCCUCCUGAUGAAGAAGAAUCCGAGGUAAACGACAAUGCCAAAAAUGAACAGAUUUACUCUGCCGUUGUUGGGCAAGUUCAAAUGCGAAAGAAAGCGUCAGUUAGAGCAGAAGAUCAAAUAAAAAGUAUACUUGGACCGGCACCUGAACUCCCACCAAAAAUUUCUGGUGAUUUAAUUAAGCUGCAAGAUUUUAGAAGCCCAUCUAAUUCUUCGACAUUAUCUUCUCCGAAUAUGCCAGAACCACCCUAUCCACCUCCAGAAUUACCGGAAAAUUUUCAUGUUACAGAUACAAUACCAUUGCCAAUUGAAACUUAUAAGAAUAAUGACUCAACUGAUGAUAGUGACGGAUACUCGAGUGAUGGAGGAGAUUUUCUGGAUGAUAUUUCUCUUACUCUUAAUACAUCACUGCCAAAUACUCUACCAGUUAUGACCCCCUAUAUAGAAGGUAUUCAUAGAGCAGACGAACUCUUCAAAGUUAGCAGUUCAUCCUCGGGAGGAAGGGCCAGAUCUCUCUUAAAGCAUAAUUCAGGAAGGAAAAGAUGGGUUACAUUAGAUUGUAAAUACUUAAAGUAUUAUUCAUUGAAAGAUAAAAGGAUGCCUAGAAGGAUUAUUCCUCUAAAUUCUAUAAAAUAUGAAAACUUCGAAUCUUUGCCAUCGGCGAUAGAUGGUGAUAUUUAUUACUUUUCCUUUCAAACUGUUGACAGAAGUUAUACUUUUGGUGCUGCUGGAAGCCUUAAAGGCCGUCAAAUAAGAGAUUUUUGGAUAACUGACCUUGGUAGAAUAUUAGAAGAGUAUAAAAGGCAAGGUUGGGGCCCCUGGGUAUCAGGAGGAGAAAUGCGCAAUGGGCAAAAAUAUGGAUUUGCAAGAUUGGAGAGUAUUUUUUCGGGAAAGAAAUAUCUUGUACUUAAAAAGACAACAUUUGCAUUCUACAACUCUGAAAUAGACUACAAAGCUGGCUCUCCUAUUAAUUUAAUGGAUAUGAAGCUUGUUUCAACAAAACAAACUUCUAAUAAAUUACAUCUUCGCAGCCCUGAAUGUGGUGAAUUAAUAUUCAGCUUUGAUGACGCGGCAGAAUGUGAAUCUUGGAAUAAAGCUCUAAUGAACGCCACAAGCGACGCUCUAUCAAAUAUGGAUGAAAAUACGGGAACAGCCAACGUUGAUAUUAAUGUUAUUAUAGCUUGUAGUAUUAUUCACAAAUCUGGAGGAAACGAUAUUUGCGCCGAUUGCGGUUCUAUCAAUCCUGAGUGGGCGUCCAUCAAUUUAGGAAUAACUAUAUGCCUAGACUGCUCUGGAUCUCAUAGACAUCUCGGAAGUCAUAUUUCAAAGGUCAAAGCUCUUAAUUUGGAUAAAUAUGUAUGGUCAUCUAAUGUUAUUGGAUUAUUUGAAAGAAUUGGUAAUAAUUACUCCAACAACUUCUUGGAAGCCAACUUGCCAACUGACAUUAAAUUAAUGUUCAAAUUUAGCGGAGAUUUAACAUAUGAGAAGCGUCAACAGUUUAUUACUGAUAAAUAUGCUCAUAAACUUUAUAUACCAUCUGAUUAUAAGAAUAUAUCAAACUUGAAUGAGUUAUUAUGCGAAAGUGUUCAAACUAGAGACGUUGGACAAACAUUUAAAUUAAUUCUUAGCGGAGCUGACCUUAAUUAUCACUGUAAAAGUGGUGAAUUUCAAGGCAAAACUGCUCUAGAGAUUUCGCAGUUAUGCCAUCAACCUUUGCAAGAGCAAGAUGCUGAACACGCCUCUGAAAUAAAUAUAACGAGAAAGAAGAUUGUUUGUCAAGGAACGCUGUAUAAAAUAUUUCCUGGGGCCAAAUCAAUACAAGACUGCCCUAAAAGAUGGUGCAAUAUUCUAAACGACAUCUUUAGUGUAUAUGAAAAUGAAGGGGGUAACCUUAAGGAACAAUUUUCCGUCUCAAAAAUUAUAGCCCUUGGUAGAUCAAAUCUAUUUAAAAGCGAUAGAUGCGAAACAUUCAUUGUACAUAUGGACAGCGAUAAAUUUUAUGUCUAUGGGGCAGAGUGUGAAGAUGAUUAUCGGCUGUGGGUACAAGCUUUCGCCCAGUCUAUUGGACCUACCGCUAUUCAUAAUAAACUGUUUGAUUUUGCUGGACAAGCUUAUGCGCAUAAAGGUGUUAAUGAGGACUGGAAGAUGUAUUGGUUACAGGUUUGUAACAAAGAGUUAUUCAUUUGCGAUUAUGGGUCUGAUCCAAUUUUGGACAAAUUUAAUCUACUUCAAACAAAAAGCUUAGUAAACCAUUUACCAUCAGCUGAAAAUAAGAUAAAUCAGUGUGGUGGAGUAUUUAAGAACGGGUCACACAUAGUUUUAGAUUUGCCAGAGAUUGCUAUAUAUAUUCAGGGAAAUACACCAGAGGUCACUAUCGCCUGGUACGAUUAUUUAAAAUCGUGCUUAGAAGUUGAUUCAAAAGCUCUAUUAGAAGAGCAUCUACAAACUUCAGACAACGUUCCUUUAAUUGUUGAAAAGUGUAUCAAUUUUAUUUCAGCCUAUGGAUUAGAGAUGGAAGGAAUCUAUAGACACACUGGAUCUAUUAAACAAGUAGAUGAAUUGUAUAAACAAUUUUGUAAAGAUGCUACAACCGUUCAUUUACGACACGAAUCUAGCGAAGAUUGUAAUCUGGUCGUAUCCUGCCUGAAAAAAUUCCUACGGAGCCUGCCAAUUAGUCUAAUUUUUUUCGAAACAGACGAAGUUUUAAAGAUACUUGAGAGACCUGAUAAAUUAAACGGCUAUAAAGAACUUAUUGCAAAAUUACCAAUUGUUCAUAGAAGUACGCUAAAGAAAUUUAUGCAACAUUUGAACGAGGUUGCCCGGUACGAUAAUAUUAACAAAAUGAAUAUUGAGAACUUAUCAACAGCUAUAAGCGUUUCUCUGUUUGAUCAUACAGCACUUUUAAAUGACAAAAUUAUGAAAUUUACUGCAGACCUUAUAGGAAAUUUCAAUGUAUUGUUCGAUGUUGAUCUGGAAAAAUUUGAAGCUCAGCAAAGACAAAUUGAAGCUGCCAAAAGAAAGAUGCAAUUUGCUGCAUCGUCGGAGGGAGUCGUUAAUACCCUUGAUAUAAAAGUUUCUAUAAAAGUUUUGAAAAAUAAAGAACCUGAUGCUCGUGGUCAAUUCAGUAUGGAAGAUAUAGCUUUAAAUAUUCAUAGUAAAACGACAGCUGGAGAGAUUUUAGCCAAUGUAAAACGUAAAUUGGCUUUAACGAAUGACAUUCAAUGGGGUCUAUACUAUAUUGUUUGUAAUGGAGAACUUGACUAUUUUUUUCAUAGUACCGAAGAAGUAUAUAAUUUUUUAAUUAAUUCGUGGCCUGAUGAGUUCAAUAAAAACACAUAUAUUUGUGUUAAAGAGAACUAUUCUUAUCAAAGAAUGCCGAAGAGACGCAAUGAAACUGGAUUAAAAUAUUUGUCUGCCGAAGGAUUAUUAUACAGCGACGAGAGGAAUAAGUAUAAACAUUCAGCUGUUGAGUUGAGAAAUUAUAAUCUUGUAAUUACAAAGCAAAAGGCAAAUGAAAGUUUAGAAAUUCCUGUUGAGCAGCUGAUGAUAUUUGUUGGUCUUGAAUAUAAUAGGACACCACCUAGAGAAGAUUAUGACACUAUAAGAUAUAGAUCACUUACUUUUCUAAAUAAAUUAGAUAAGAAUCCAACAUUUAAACCAUUCUUUGGUAACACUGUAAUAUUUGCUACGGAAGAAGACUUAUUUUCAUGGCUCUCCGAAAUAUUUAAUAUUCAAUAUUCGGAUGCUUUAGAGCACAACGUAACCAGAAAAGAUUGUAAAAUUAGCUUAGGAAUUGACGCACAGGGAAAAGUAAAACCCAAACUAUACUCGUCGCCAAAGUGUAAAUUCCCCGAAUUGGCUAAACAUAAUAACAAGAAGAACAAUCAAGCGAUGAUCCAAUUUUGCAAACCCGUAUUCCUAACUCAGUUUAAAGCCAGCUUUGAAGAUGACUUUUAA
Molecule: messenger RNA, 4648 nt
Organism: Dimorphilus gyrociliatus
Lineage: Eukaryota; Metazoa; Annelida; Polychaeta; Dinophilidae
Source: the annotation of a GenBank genome assembly